CAAAUAAUUAUAUUUGGAUUUCUAAAUGUUAACAUAAAACCUUAGGAAAAGUCUUUUUCUUGGACAAGAUAAAUGGUUAAGAUCUUGUUGGUGAUUGAGCUUGGAGAAAAGUUGUCUGCUUUUGUAAGAUGCCAACAAGAGAUCUGGGUCCUGUUCUUUUUGUAUUUUUCUACAAUUUUUACUCAGAAUUUCAUGCCUAUAGCAAAUUUAACUGGACACCAAGCUUUCCAACUAAAAAAUCAUAUUCAGAGUUACUUGAAUGGUGACUCAAAUGCUCCCACUUGCAAUAUGUUCAACAAGACAAGACAAGUGUAUCACUUAAACACACUCUGUUUUGUACGCAUGAUAGUUUUGUGCUUUGGCAAUGGUGGAUUUAGUAGGCCCACCGCCUAGAAAUUCUGCAGAUCCUAUGGCUUACCGGUAAACAAAGACUCUGACACUUAUCCGAAUUCACAAAGAAAGUGAAAAUCUCACCACAUAGGCACAUAGGCACAUACAUCAACUUUCUUCCAUGAUUUUGAUUCCUUUGUUAUCCCUCCAAGCUCUGUUUCUCAAAGGGUCAGGUUUUGUGACUGCCAAGGCUCUUCAGCUACAGGUACUCUGGGCUUCUAAGUCAUUGGUAAUUGAAAUUGAAGCAGCAUACCUUGUUUCUGACUAUUUUAUCACAGUUUAAUUUCAGGAAAGUCACCAUGAGAAGACUUUGGCUUCUGGUUUUAAUGAUCUUUUGCGGUGAGUUAUUUCCAUAUGGGAUUAGUAGAACAUAUGCUUCUGGAGCACCCAAUGUUGUGAACACUGGGGCAAUUCUCGCAUACACAUCUACCGUUGGGAAAGUUGCAAAAUUGGCAAUAGAAGCUGCGGUUGAAGAUGUGAAUUCAGAUCCAACUGUUCUUGGUGGAGCUAAGCUUAAUAUUAAAAUGCACGACACAAAUCACAGCGGAAUUCUGGGCAUCGCUGAGGCCUUACAGUUCUUGGGGGGUGAAACAGUGGCCAUAAUUGGUCCACAGGAUUCUGUGACCGCUCAUGUGGUCUCUCAAGUUGCAAAUGAGCUUAAAGUCCCUCUAUUGUCAUUCUCAGCAGCAGACCCUACCUUGUCUUCACUCCAGUUCCCUUUUUUUGUUAGGACUACCCAGAGUGAUUUGUACCAGAUGGCUGCAAUAGCUGAAAUUGUGAACUACUAUGAUUGGGGGGAAGUAAUAGCAAUCUAUGGAGAUGAUGACUAUGGAAGAAAUGGGAUUGCUGCAUUAGGAGAUAAGCUUGCUGAGAAACGUCGCAAGAUAUCAUUCAAAGCGCCUUUGAGCCCUCAAGCAACCCGGACUGAAAUCACUGAUUUACUGAUUACAGUGGCUUUAGCCCAGUCUCGGAUUCUUAUUGUUCAUACCUCUGCCAGUUGGGGUCCUGAGGUGUUUCAUGUGGCUCAAUACCUCGGGAUGAUGGGACCUGAGUAUGCUUGGAUUGCUACUAACUGGCUUUCUACUUCCUUAGAUACUGAUUCUCCUCUUCCUCCAGAUGUGAUGAGUGACUUGCAGGGAGUUCUUACAUUGCGUAUGCACACUCCAGAUUCAAAACUCAAAAGGAAGUUUGUUUCUAGAUGGGGAAACUUAACCAGGGGAAGUGCAUCUAAUGCACCUAUUGGCUUGAGUACUUACGGUCUUUAUGCAUAUGACACUGUUUGGCUGCUUGCUCAUGCAAUUGAUUCAUUUUUCAAGCAGGGUGGCAAUAUUUCAUUUUCAAAGAAUCCCAAAUUAGUAGAUGUACCAGGAGAUUUGCAUCUUGAUGCAAUGAAGAUCUUUGACAGGGGGGACUUGUUGCUUCAGAACAUUUUACAGGCCAAUCUGACUGGUAUAUCAGGCACUAUUAAGUUCAUCUCAAAGGAUCUCAUAAAUCCUGCAUACGAAAUCAUCAAUGUGGCUGGAACAGGAUACAGAAGGAUUGGUUAUUGGUCAAAUUAUUCAGGCUUAUCAGUUGAGCCACCAGAAACACUUUAUGGAGGUUUGCCUAAUCGCUCCAGGCUGAAUCAGUUUCUAUACAGUGUCAUUUGGCCAGGAGAAGCAAAAGGGAAGCCGCGAGGAUGGGUGUUUCCUAACAAUGGAAGACACCUGAAAAUUGGAGUGCCAAACCGGGUUAGUUUUCAGGAGUUUGUCUCAGUAGAAGGCACUGAUAUGAUUUCAGGAUUCUGCAUUGAUGUAUUCACUGCUGCUAUUAACUUGUUGCCAUAUGCCGUCCCGUAUAAAUUGCUUCCAUUUGGGGAUGGCCAUAACAAUCCAAGUGGUACUGAGCUUGUGAGAUUGAUCACAGCAGGGGUUUAUGAUGCUGCAGUGGGUGACAUAGCAAUCAUCACUAACCGGACUAGGAUGGUGGACUUCACUCAGCCAUAUAUUGAGUCAGGACUAGUUGUGGUUGCCCCAGUUAAGAAGUUGGACUCUAAUGCUUGGGCAUUUUUAAGGCCAUUUUCUCCAAGAAUGUGGGGUGUCACGUCAAUCUUUUUCCUAGCUGUAGGUGCAGUCGUUUGGAUUUCAGAGCAUAGACACAAUGAUGAUUUUCGAGGACCUCCAAGGAGGCAAGUUGUCACUGUUUUCUGGUUUAGCUUUUCAACGAUGUUCUUUGCCCACAGAGAAAACAUAGUCAGCACCCUUGGGCGCAUAGUGCUGCUCAUAUGGCUAUUCGUGGUUCUUAUAAUAAACUCAAGCUACACUGCCAGCCUGACCUCAAUCCUUACAGUGCAACAGCUUUCUUCUCACAUCGAAGGCAUUGGCAGUUUAAGAGCAAGUAAAGAUCCCAUCGGGUAUCAACAGGGUUCAUUUGCCAGAAACUAUCUAGUUGAUGAUCUGGGCUUCGAUGAGUCAAGACUUGUACCUCUUAACUCUCCAGAAGAAUACGCUAAAGCAUUGAUAGAUGGUCCUCGUAAGGGCGGAGUUGCUGCAGUUGUCGACGAUCGUGCUUAUGCAGAACUCUUCCUCUCAUCCAGAUGUGAAUUCAGUAUAGUUGGUCAAGAAUUCACUAAAAAUGGCUGGGGAUUUGCCUUUCCUCGGGACUCGCCUUUAGCAGAAGACAUGUCGACUGCAAUUCUGAAAUUGUCAGAGAACGGGGAUCUUGAGAGGAUUCAUAACAAAUGGCUCUUGAGAAGGGCUUGUAGUUCCCAGGGGUCAAAACUAGAAGUUGAUAGGCUGCAGCUUAAAAGCUUCUUGGGACUUUACUUAGUAUGCGGAUUGGCUUCUCUGUUUGCUCUGUUCAUAUAUUUCCUGCAGAUGGCCCGCCAGUUCAGUCGGUACUAUCAUGAGCAGGAUAUGGAGUCGACUGGUACGAGUUCACGAUCUUCCCGCAUUCAGACAUUUCUUUCAUUUGUCAAAGAUAAGGAAGAAGAUGUAAAAAACCGGUCAAAGAGAAGAAAUAUAGAGAGAAGCAGAAACGAUGAUGAAUUGAGUAGUUCCAACUCCAACACAAGGCACAUCGAUUGGUCUAGAAACACUAGUCUUCAAUCAGAGAAUUGAUGCAUACUUGAUACAAAUCCAAUUGUAUGGAAUGGAGAGGAGACCAGAUCUUAUACAGUCUAACAUACCAUGAAUGUAUUUAUUAAUAAUAUAUAUAUAUAUAUAUAUAUAUAUAUAUAUAUAUAUAUAUAUAUAUAUAUAUAUUGACGGAAAUUGAAUACAAAUAACUGUAUAUAUAUUACACUUAACAGAUUUUUAAUAUCUAUAUUACAGUCUCUAAUGUAAACAAAGUCAUAUUUCGAAUUUUAAA
Messenger RNA from Mangifera indica (mango), 3738 nucleotides. RefSeq names its product glutamate receptor 3.6-like. The transcript has 8 exons. Gene Ontology annotation, cellular component: plasma membrane. Lineage: Eukaryota; Viridiplantae; Streptophyta; Magnoliopsida; Sapindales; Anacardiaceae. Gene Ontology annotation, molecular function: glutamate-gated receptor activity. Bases 690 to 3488 code for a protein of 932 amino acids. The record is from RefSeq and is a predicted model, not a curated record.